Molecule: messenger RNA, 1819 nt
Organism: Cucumis melo (muskmelon)
Lineage: Eukaryota; Viridiplantae; Streptophyta; Magnoliopsida; Cucurbitales; Cucurbitaceae
Product: cyclic dof factor 2-like
Exons: 2
Coding region: 161-1162 (333 amino acids)
Biological process (GO): regulation of DNA-templated transcription
Molecular function (GO): DNA binding; DNA-binding transcription factor activity
Source: RefSeq, a predicted model, not a curated record
UUAUUUUGAGGGUAUUGAAAAGGUUUCAGGUUCUUCUUUUUCUUUUGCUUCUUCUUAAGCUCUCUCUAUAUUUGAAUGGGUCUUCUUCCAUUGAUUUUCACCUCCAAAGCUUCCCACUUUCACAAUCAAACAACUUUCCGUUAACAACCCAUUAUUCAAAAUGACCAGUUCUACUACUACACAGGAUGUCAUUUCCCCCCCACAUUUCAAGGAUCUCGCCAUUAAACUCUUCGGCCGGACCAUCCCUUUGCCGGAAUCCCAGAUUUCCGCCGCCCCUCUUCAUAAUCCGGAUGCUUGCAACAAUUUGAAAAAAGCUGAGCAGUCAGUCUCGGGUGCAGAAGACUCUUGCCCGUCAGAGAGGUCUUCGGUAUUGGUGGGGGAUAAUGAAGAAAACCAAGCUUCGAACGUGAUGUCGAACAAGGGAGAAUCGGAACUACCUUUGAAAGAAGAGCAGGCGGAUGGUAAUGGCACGGAUCAAGAAAGAGCAUUUAAAAAGCCAGACAAAAUCAUUCCUUGUCCUAGAUGUAAUAGUUUGGAAACAAAAUUCUGUUACUUCAACAACUACAAUGUCAAUCAACCUAGGCAUUUCUGCAAGAACUGCCAAAGAUAUUGGACUGCUGGUGGGACGAUGAGAAACGUUCCUAUCGGUGCUGGACGACGAAGAAACAAGCAGUUGGCAUCUCAAUACCGACAGAUAAUAGUAUCCUCCGAGGGAGUUGCUACAGCGCGUUUGGAAACUUCGGAUGCAACAAAUCACCAUCAUCUACUCUCAAGCGUUGAGUCUCCUCCUGCUUUGAGGCCUUCUAAUGGAAGUAGUACUGUCCUAAAGUUUGGACCUGAAGCACCACUUUGCGAAUCGAUGGAGACUGUGCUGAGUCUUGGAGAUCAGAAGAGAUCCAUUGAGAUUGGCUCUGCAUAUUGUGGAGACAGUCCUGAAGAACCAUCCUCGUGCGGAUCUUCCAUGACAACUACUAGUAUUUGUGGAAACGAAUUGUCUAAAAGUGUCAUCGAGAGGCCAGAGGCAGUUAGAUUGUCCAACUCUAGUAGUGAUAUCACAGCAUCAAAUACGGUUCAUUGUUACCCCCGUUCCGCAAUUGGUUUUUCCAUUGAAUCAGGGCGGAAGCAGCCUAAUUUCAUCAGCAAUGACACAAAGUUCAGAUAGCACAAGUGUACCAAAUAUAAGCAGUCAUCCCAAUCCACCAGUUCAGUGGCUCCCAGCAACAAUGCUGGCAGUUCCAGGCUUUUGCACUCCAAGCCUUCCAUUACAAUUCGUCCCAGCCUCAUGUUGGGGUUGUACGCCCGUAUGGACUUCUACCGGUACUGGGAAUUUAACUGUUGUUCCUUCCGAUGUCUGUGCAUCUCAAACAUCCACCUGCCCCACGAGCUCAUCGCCUACACUUGGCAAGCAUUUGAGAGAUACAAACAGCUUAGCAGAGGAUGAGAAGUCAGAGAAAUGCGUGGUGGUUCCAAAGACGUUACGAGUGGAUAACCCAAGCGAGGCUUCAAGGAGUCCUAUAUGGACCACAUUUGGAAUUCAUCCAUAUCCAAAGGAAAACAUUUCGAAAGGUAGUGUUUUUGAAACUUCAGAAACUACUAAUGCAGAUAGCAAAGGUCAUUUUAGGGAUACUCCUCAAAUUUUGGAAGCAAAAACUGGAAGCUUUUAUUCUCUUUUAUAGAUUUUCCAUCAGAGCACAUAAAAAUGUAUUUUUUUUUUUUUUUUGUUUUUAAUCUUAAAAGCUGUUUAUAAAUCUCUGAAAGCUUGGAAGAAAUUUGGUACAUAAGGUUUAUCAUGUGUUCUUUUGUUCCACAGUUUAGUAUC